Fragaria vesca subsp. vesca is the source of this 2278-nucleotide messenger RNA. RefSeq names its product sucrose nonfermenting 4-like protein-like. Lineage: Eukaryota; Viridiplantae; Streptophyta; Magnoliopsida; Rosales; Rosaceae. The transcript has 14 exons. The coding region runs from base 335 to 1810 and encodes 491 amino acids. The record is from RefSeq and is a predicted model, not a curated record.
GUACACAGCAGACGUUCCCCUCUUUCAGACUUUUCUGGCUUUUAGGGUUCGAAAAAAUUAGAUUCGAUCGUGUCGCGACCCGUCUCGGUUUUCUCACCGAAAUCUCUCAAUAUAAUCCUAAUUCCACCUCCCUCUAGGGUUUCCUCUCUUCCCCAAUUCGCCAGUUUCUCGAAUUCGCUGCUCUGAUUGGUCCGAUUCUGCCCCCAAUUCUUCAUAAAGCUUGGGUUUUUCCGCUUCAAUUCAGCUCUUGGAGAAAUUUGAGCCUGCAUGCCAUAAGUGAGUUAGUAUUGCUUGGAGGGUUGAUUGUUUGUGAAGUAUUUAUUUUUGGGGGCAAAUGUUUGCUACCAACAUGGAUGCGGCACGAGAUAUAGGUGGAGCUCAGAGCACAGUGUUGAUCCCAAUGCGGUUUGUGUGGCCUUAUGGUGGCAGAAGUGUGUUUCUCAGUGGUUCAUUUGCUCGCAGGUGGUCCGAGCUUGUUCCUAUGACGCCGGUUGAGGGCUGCCCGACUGUGUUUCAGGCCAUUUAUAGCGUCACGCCUGGUAUUCACCAGUACAAAUUCUUUGUUGAUGGGGAAUGGCGACACGAUGAGCACCAACCCUACGCAAAUGGUGAAUACGGGUUAGUGAACACCAUGGUCUUGGCUACAGACCCUAAUUUCUUUCAACCAAAUGUACCUCCAGAGACGAGUCCUGGAUCUCACAUGGAAGAGGACACUGAGGCCUUUAAGCGUUUGGUCCAGAUUACAGAUGGUACAUCAGAUGUUGUACCAAGGAUGUCAGAGGCUGAUGUGCAGGGCUCGCAUCAUCGGAUUUCUGUCUUCUUGUCCACUCACACCACUUACGAACUACUUCCGGAGUCGGGCAAGGUUGUUGCCUUGGACGUUGAUUUACCUGUGAAGCAAGCAUUUCACAUAUUGCAUGAGCAGGGGAUCCCUAUGGCGCCACUUUGGGACUUCUGCAAGGGACAAUUUGUUGGAGUUCUUAGUGCGUCGGAUUUUAUAUUAAUAUUGAGAGAGCUUGGGAAUCAUGGGUCUAAUCUGACUGAGGAAGAGCUUGAAACACAUACUAUAGCUGCUUGGAAAGAAGGAAAAGCAUAUCUGAAUGGACAAAUUGAUGGUCAUGGAAGAGCAUUGCCACGACGUCUCGUCCAUGCCGGGCCAUAUGAUAAUUUAAAAGAUCUUGCUUUGAAAUUUUUACAAAAUGAGGUGGCUACGAUUCCGAUCAUCCAUUCAUCUUCGGAGGAUGGUUCAUUUCCACAGCUAUUACACCUUGCUUCACUGUCUGGUAUUUUAAAAUGUAUUUGCAGAUAUUUUAGGCAUUGUUCUAGCUCGUUGCCCAUUCUCCAAGCACCAAUAUGUGCACUUCCUGUGGGUACUUGGGUUCCAGAAAUCGGAGAGUCAAAUCGUCGGCCAUUAGCAAUGUUGAGGCCAAGUGCGUCACUUAGUGCAGCUUUAAACUUGUUAGUUCAAGCUCAAGUAAGUUCAAUACCUGUGGUGGAUGAUAAUGACUCUUUGCUGGAUAUAUAUUGUCGGAGUGACAUUACAGCUCUAGCUAAAGAUAGAGCAUACGCACAUAUUAAUCUCAAUGAAAUGACCAUUCAGCAGGCGUUGCAGUUGGGACAAGACUCGUACUCUCCUUUUGAGCAGAGAAGUCAGAGAUGUCAGAUGUGUUUACGCUCUGAUUCACUUCAUAAAGUGAUGGAGAGAUUAGCCAAUCCAGGUGUCAGGCGACUUGUCAUUGUUGAAGCUGGCAGUAAGCGAGUUGAAGGGAUUGUUUCUCUAAGUGACGUUUUCAAGUUCUUGCUUGGAUAGCAGAAGCAAUGGAUGAUAAAGUUGGAAUGUGUUUGUUCAGUGCGGUUCUCAAUUGCAGACGGGCUUUAUAAGCACACGGUCCACAACCAACUAUUGAUUAGAGAAUCAAGUAUUGGAUUGGCCUCCUCAGUUCGCCUGAUGUUUUAGGAUUUUAGGCAAUAGGAGAGGCCUAUAAAUUGAAGGAUUUUAUUUCCUCCAAAUUGUUGAUCUUCCCUCCAUCAUUGAUUAUGUAUUAUGCUGCUGAUGUAGAUGCGAUGGUACUGAAUAGCAGGGUUUCUGUAUUAGUUUCUGUUAAAGUAGGAACGAUGAUCGAGUGUAGGAGGAUUGCUGAACAACUGAAGUUAUUAUGUGCUAUGCUUGUUGACAUGUAAUUGGCGUUUUGGUUCAUCUUUAUUCUUGUUGUUUGAUCUUUAAACAUUGUAAAUAGCAGACACACUGAGAAUUCAAUAAAGAACCAUAUUAUGUUGU